This is a messenger RNA of Solanum dulcamara, 1967 nucleotides long. RefSeq lists its product as uncharacterized. NCBI's taxonomy places the organism in Eukaryota, Viridiplantae, Streptophyta, Magnoliopsida, Solanales, Solanaceae. Bases 289 to 1662 code for a protein of 457 amino acids. The transcript has 11 exons. The record is from RefSeq and is a predicted model, not a curated record.
ACAACAAAAAUGGAAUUAGCAAAACGCCAACUACCCCUUUUUAGCUCUUUGUUAAAGACGUGGAGUGGAAGAAGCUUCGUUGAGUUCAACAUCAAUGUCUAAUUGAAUCAUGACAAUGGCAGAAUAUGGGGUUAAAAAGUGGAGGAGGAUAUUGUAAGUAAAGCGAAAUGGUGGGUGGGUGUUGCUGAUGUUGACAUAACAUAUUAGCGAUUUGCACGGCGGAAAAGGAAACAAGAAAGAGAAUCCCAAAAGGGUCCUUUCUUUCUUUCUUUCUUUCUACACAUAUAUAUGGCGUCACCAGCGACAUUACUUCAUCAUUAUUCUCCUCGCCCUUCUUUCUCUUCCAAUUCUUCUUCCUCUUCUCCUUCCCCUUCCCCUUCCCCUUCUUCUUCUUCUGCAUCUUCUUCCUCCUUCGAUCAACGCCGAUGCUUUAAUUGGAAAUUUCUCGCCUUUUCUGGGAUAAACAACAUCUGGAGAAGUCAAAGCUUUAGAGCCCAUGCAAUGAGUACAACUGAAGGAAGUGUUAUGUCACCGAAAGUCUUGAUGGAUACGGGGGAUCAACCUGAGCAUCUUCUAGUCCUUGUUCAUGGCAUCUUAGCAAGCCCAAGUGACUGGACAUACGUACAAGCAGACUUGAGGAGGCGGUUGGGAAGAAACUUUUUGAUAUAUGCAAGUUCAUGUAAUACGUUCACUAAAACCUUCACUGGGAUUGAUGGAGCUGGAAAACGACUAGCAGAUGAAGUCAGGCUGGUUGUAAAGAAGAGAGAAAGCCUGAAGAAGAUAUCCUUUUUAGCUCAUUCUCUUGGUGGAUUGAUUGCAAGAUAUGCACUUGCCGUACUUUAUUCAUCAGACAACUGUAAUGAGCAGUCCAAUGAUGCAGUUACUUCAACUAGUGCAAACCUCAAACCAGUAGGCUCCUUAAAUAUAGAUUUGAUUGCUGGCCUGGAGCCAGUCAAUUUUAUCACCUUGGCUACACCACAUCUUGGUGUGAGAGGGAAAAAUCAGCUUCCUUUUCUCUUAGGGUUGCCAAUCUUGGAGAAACUUGCAGUACCUAUUGCUCCUAUUUUUGUUGGUCAAACUGGUAGUCAGCUCUUUCUUACAGAUGGCAAACCUACUAAACAACCUCUUCUGUCAAGGAUGGCAUCAGACUGUGAUGAUGGAAAAUUUAUAUCAGCGCUUGGUGCUUUCAAAUGGCGUGUUCUUUAUGCCAAUGUCUCUUAUGAUCAUAUGGUUGGUUGGCGUACAUCAUCUAUAAGAAGGGUGACAGAACUCGUCAAGCCCUCUUGGCGAUCUUUUGAUGGCUACAAACAUGUAGUAGACGUGGAAUAUUGUCCUCCAGCUUCAUGUGAAGGACCUCAUUACCCCCUCGAGGCAGCCAAAGCGAAGGAAGCAGCUCAAAAUGCACCAAGCACACAGAGGACAUCAGAAUAUCAUGAAAGUAUGGAAGAGGAAAUGAUAAGUGGCUUGCAACAGUUGGGGUGGAAAAAAGUUGAUGUUAACUUUCACUCGGCGUUCUGGCCCUUUUUUGCUCAUAACAAUAUUCAUGUGAAGAAUGAAUUUUUUCACAAUGCUGGAGCAGGAGUGAUUGCUCAUGUCGCAGACCACAUAAAGCAACAAGAGAAGCAACCUGAAUCGUCCUCCUUAAUUACCCCUAGCUUGUAACUCAUCUAGUUGUACAGAAAGCAAUUCAGCGUACGUUUAACUGAAAUCAAAACGUUAUAAUUGAUUGCGAAUGUAUAUUUGUCAGAACACUACUGGUGUACUUGGUUAUAGUGCUGAUUUCAGCAGUAGUGAAGCCAGGUUUUUGGUCAAGCAUAUUCAAAAUAUAUGUAUAGUAAUAUGAUUUUUGACGAAGAGUAUUUAAUUGACCACCCUUUGCUCCAUCGCCAGUUUCAAUAGGAAGACUGUUGAAGUUAGCUUUGUAUCCUGUAUUGGUUGCUAUCUAUGACAUAUUAUGUGAUUUUUUC